Molecule: messenger RNA, 376 nt
Organism: Racocetra fulgida
Lineage: Eukaryota; Fungi; Glomeromycota; Glomeromycetes; Diversisporales; Gigasporaceae
Source: the annotation of a GenBank genome assembly
UCGGGAACUCAUGAAAGAUCCAUCAUAUCGUGCGAAAACAAUGAGAGAUCUUCAUCGACGAAUUUCAGCAGCAGUCCAUGAAUAUCAUCAAAAAACUCCUUUUGAAAUGAAAACAACAUGGGAGAGUUAUUUUGGUGUUACGGAAUUAACCCUAUCACCAACUUUAGAGAUAGAUGAAUCUCAAUUGGAAGAAAAUUCAACAAUUAACUCUUUAAUCGAUAAAUAUCAAGAAACUGACAACGAAAUUUCAAAUUCAUUGAUAAAAUCGAUUAAAAUUCAAGAAGAAAGUAGUUCAUUAGUAAAACAAAUUUUGAAGGAUAUUAAGGUACUGAGAGCCAUAUUACGUGAACCUGAUGAAAAUUUAUCAGACAUGUAA